AAAUAAAGUAUUGGUUUGGUUGUACUUGCGUGAUGAUAUCUCUCUCUUGGUUUAAACCCCUCUUGUAGCAUCCUCCUCCUCCUUCUCUCCUCCUCCUUCUUGUCAUCCUCUUGCUCUUCAUCACAUCACUAGUGUACUGAUUCAAUAUCUUUACUCGUGUGAUGUGCGAGUAUCAGUUUCCUCCCCCCAGCAGGGCACACAUCUGCUGGCGUCGGGGAAUGUUAGGAGGAAAACGAGUCUUCAUCUUCAUCGGUCACGUAUCAAUGACAUUGGUGUAGACAUGUGGAUUGUCGCUCGGGUUUUCAGAUAAAAGCCAUCAACACUCCCAGCUGAGAAGAUGAAUGUAGUCUGGAUGCUUCUCCUUUUGAUUGAGGAGGGAUUUGCUCUGGCUCAGAAGACUGCAGAUGAUGGCGCCGCAUCCAAAGGGCUCAAACCCUCUCAGAGGCCACCGCGUUCUCGCCACUGUGGGAACUGGAUACGACACACAGACGGCGGCAGCUUCAGCUCCCCAAACUACCCCAACACCUACCCUCCCAACAAGGAGUGCUUGUAUGUGUUAGAAGCGUUCCCUCGGCAGAGGAUCGAGCUGCAGUUCAACAAGUCCUUCUACAUCGAGGCGUCCUUUGAGUGUCGUUUCGACCACAUCGAGGUGCGCGAUGGCCCCUUCAGUUUCUCACCGCUAAUCGACCGCUUCUGCGGCGCCACCUGCCCUGGGCUGGUCCUCUCCAGUGGACGCUUCAUGUGGAUCCGCUUUUAUAGCGAUGAAGAACUGGAGGGGAUCGGUUUCCACGUCCGCUACAGCUUCACAGCAGACCCGGAGUUCUAUCUACAUGUGGGGGGGCUCCUCAACCCCAUCCCAGAUUGUCAGUUUGAGUUGUCCGGGGCUGACGGCCUGAUCCGAUCCAGUCAAGUGGAGGAGGAGUACAAGGUCAAGCCCGACCAGGCAGUGGACUGCAUUUGGACCAUACGCGCUCCGACUCACAACAAGAUUUACCUGAGAUUUUUGGAGUACCAAAUGGAGAACUCAAACGAGUGCAAGAAGAACUUUGUGGCUGUUUAUGAUGGAAGCAACGCCAUCGAAGACCUCAAGGCCAAAUUUUGCAGCACCGUGGCCAACGACAUCAUGCUGGACACCGGCGUGGGCGUGGUGAGGAUGUGGGCUGAUGAGAGCAGCCGACUCAGUCGCUUUCGGAUGUUGUUCACCUCUUUCGCUGAUCCUCCGUGUGUAGGUAGCACCUUCUUCUGUCACAGUAACAUGUGCAUCAACACUUCUCUGGUGUGCAACGGAAUACAAAACUGUGUCUUCCCCUGGGACGAAAGCAACUGCAAAGAGAAGAAACAGAAAGGAAUCUUCCAGCACAUGACGAGGACUCACGGCACGGUGAUCUGCGUGUCCACGGGCGUUGUCAUGCUGCUCCUUGUCAUCUCCAUCUUGGUGCAGAUCAAGCAGCCGCGCAAGAAGGUGUUGGUACGCAAGAAUAACUUGUUCCAGCGAGGGGACUACCACUCGUCGUUUGAGCCUCCGCACUAUGAACUCUUGACCCUCAGAGAAAAGAAGCUGUCAGGGGACCAGGGAGAUCUUUCAGAAGAGCAUCAGUCAAUAAAAGCCUUGAGAAGGUCAUCUUCUUCAGGGUCACGCUGCGUUCAUGAGCACCACUGUGGCUCUCAGGCCUCGCUCAACUCCAUCAAAGGCGCUCACCGGGCGGCCCGCGGCUCUUUGGAGAUCAGCUCGAUUCGAGGCGACGUCCAGAGGGCACCUCUUCUUUUGCGUGACUCGACCAGCAGCCUGCGCAAGAAAAGCUGGCCUAGCGUCAAAGCCGCCACCGGUUUCCACACACAGUACAGCCUGGCAGAACGACACCACCGAGUGUUGGAGGACCACGAAGACGACCUCGGAGCAGGGGACGGCGCGGGCUAUGAUUUGUACCUACAUAGGGCUGCCAAUAGGAGAGGUCGCUACGAGAUGGCCCAGCAGAGGUCUUUAUCCAUGGAUUUUUAAUCCAACUAAACCCACUAGAACUAAAAUGCAACAAUUUGUCAGCCUGCAGGGUUUUGUUUUUUUGUUUUUUGGCUAAGUAUGCAUACUAAGUGUGUUACUUAGUAUGCAUACAUUUCAUUAGCCAGGUUUACAUGCGGAUUUUUUUUAUCAUUCUGAUUGAAGAUCUCUGGUCAACUGUUUAGAUGUGACAUAUAUGUUUACAUGUGCCAUUAUACGAAAUAAGAACAGCUAUUUUACAGCCGCAUGGUAGCCACAGAUCGGUGUAAAGAUCAUAUCAUGUAUGCACAUUAAAAAACAAAGUCGUCGAUUUCAGUACAGCAGUCAAGAUGGUUUCAUGCACUUUUAUUAAAAGAAGAGCUUGAUGAAAAGAAGCUGCAGGUAGUUGAAUCAAGCUGUGCCAUCAAAGACUCAAUCUUGUUGGAAGCCAUUUUCAAGACAUCGCCACGCAUUUACGUCAAGAUUUAGCUUCAGUGGCCGGACUAGGCCCAGAGGUUUCAGAGGACAGGCACAGUUUUAUGAAACACGUGAGUAUGCAUACACACAUGUACACACACACACAC
This is a messenger RNA of Hippocampus comes (tiger tail seahorse), 2559 nucleotides long. Its product is annotated as neuropilin and tolloid-like protein 2. The record is from RefSeq and is a predicted model, not a curated record. The transcript has 12 exons. Gene Ontology annotation, cellular component: postsynaptic density. Bases 338 to 1999 code for a protein of 553 amino acids. Gene Ontology annotation, molecular function: ionotropic glutamate receptor binding. Lineage: Eukaryota; Metazoa; Chordata; Actinopteri; Syngnathiformes; Syngnathidae.